Molecule: messenger RNA, 5802 nt
Organism: Dermochelys coriacea (leatherback sea turtle)
Lineage: Eukaryota; Metazoa; Chordata; Testudines; Dermochelyidae
Gene: ADGRD1
Product: adhesion G protein-coupled receptor D1
Exons: 27
Coding region: 790-3507 (905 amino acids)
Biological process (GO): adenylate cyclase-activating G protein-coupled receptor signaling pathway; cell surface receptor signaling pathway
Cellular component (GO): membrane
Molecular function (GO): G protein-coupled receptor activity
Source: RefSeq, a predicted model, not a curated record
UGUGGUUGCUCUGAGAUAAGGGCCUUAUGACCUGUAGUAAGCAGCUCCUUCUCUGACUUGAUGCCUAAGGGAAAGGGAUAAAGCCUACUUGUCUGCUAGAACAAUAAGAGGACUAAAGUCUGCUGGCUGGGGCUGGUGUUAGGACCCAGAAAGGAGACAGCAGCAACAUGAUAUAAAUAGAGUACGAGAAUGGGACAAAGUUUGAGAAGAAAGCAUGACAUCACUCAGACUUUCUCUCCACCCAAAGAGAUCUUGGAUGAAGGUGCAAACGUGAGUCAGACAAGCAAGAAGUUAGCAACUCAUUUCAAUCCAAUUCCUAAGGAAAUAGUGGGAGUUUGCCUUAUGUACAAUAAAGAGGUUUUUUUAAUUGAAGAACCAAAACUGACUUCGGAUCUUUCGCAAAGUGAAAACAGUUGAAAGUAAAAGACAACGAUAAAAAGCAAAAGUUGAAAAAUAAGAUCUCUCUUUUUUGGCACCAAUUGCAGCAGAAUUAUAUGCAUUUUUUCUGUGGAACUGUACAUUUUUGCAACUAAUAGAUUUCAUCUUAUAAUUUUGCUCCCAUCAUAGUAAUAUAUUUAUGAAUAACAAAAGGAAUCCAAGUUUGAAGGAGGCAAAUAUUUCUGAAGGAUCUGGAAGCAUAUUUUGCUGUCACUGAAGGAAUGGACAUCUUGAACCUGUGUGGAAAAUGCCUCUUUUAAAAGAAAACAAAGUGGCAAAGGAAAAUUUGUGUUUGUGAUUGAAAUCUCACAGGAAUUUGGUCUCAGUUGCACUUUUAACCUCAAAAAGACCAUGAACAAUUUGUUGUCUCUGCUCUGUUGUUAUUCCUUGCUGAUUCUAUUUCAGUCUAAAUGUCAGGUGUAUGGAAACAAUUCACGACUAUCCAAACACCCUGGAUUUGAAGUUUUACAGACAGCGUCCCACUACUGGCCCCUGGAAGAUAUGGACGGAAUCCAUGAGUUUCGGGAUACAAAUGGAGCUCUAAGAAUCCACAACUUCACUGUGCUUCCUUCCCAUAAUUCUACCUUUGUAUAUACCAAUGACUCUGCCUACUCUAACUUCUCUGCAACCGUAGAUAUUGUAGAAGGAAUGGUCAACAAAGGAAUUUACCUCACUGAACCAAAAAGAGUUACCUUUCUCAUCUUUGGAAACUCCCAAAACUCUUGCAUUAGUAAUCCAGAAAUGUGUGGACCUGAAGGAGUAACAUUUUCCUUUUUCUGGAAGACUCAGGAGCAGAAGGCUAACUUUCCCCCUGCCUAUGGUGGACAGGUCAUUUCCAGUGGUUUCAAAAUCUGCUCAAGUGAAGAUGAAGGCUCUCUGGAAUUUUAUGCCCGUGGGAAUUCAAUGAAGUGGGAGGCAAGCUUUAGUCCCCCAGGUCCUUUCUGGACUCAUAUUCUCUUCACAUGGAAAUCAAAAGAAGGCUUGAAAGUCUAUGUCAAUGGAACUCUAAACACCACCGACCCAAAUGGGAAAGUUUCCUAUAGCUACGGGGACCCCAACGCAAAUCUGCUGACAGGGACAGAGAAUGAUCAGAGCAAACGCUAUGUGAACGGGGCUUUUGAUGAGUUUAUCAUAUGGGAAAGGGCACUCACCCCCAAGGAAAUUGAACAAUACUUUACAGCUGCUAUUGGCAAGCAACUUUUGCUUUCUUCAACACCUCUGUGGCCCAUUAUGACAACCACUUCAAAUCCCAUGCUCUCCACAGAUGCUUAUCAUCCUAUCAUAACUAAAUUGACCGAGGAGAGGGGAAACUUCCAGUACCCAGGGGACCUGCUCCACUACCUGGAAAACAUGUCACUCAGUUUACCCAACAAAUCCCUGUUGGAGAAUACUGCCUUUAACCUGACAGAGGCUUUCUUGAAAGCUGUUGAAGAUUUUCUUUUGUUACACAGCUUGAUUGGCAUAUUGGAGACUGCUCCUGUGAUUGGAGGCUUAAUCGAAACAAUUGACAAUGUGAUGGUGCACAUGGCCUGCAAUCUGGGAGGAAACCCAUUCGUUGUAACCGUUGAGGGCUCAUCAACUGUAGCAGAUUACUCUUUGGUCAAAAUGCCUCCUCAGACUUUGAAUUUGUCACACUACCGCUUCCCAUCACAAGGACGGAGUUAUAUUUCUAUCCCCAGUGAAGCUUUUCAUAACAAAGCUUGGGUUACCAUUGUGGGCCUUCUUUACCAUAACAUGCACCGUUUCUUCCAGAACAUCAACCCUAUGGACACCAAGAUUGCUGAGGCUGCUGCUUAUAAAGGCUACAAGAUCUCUGCAAUGAGCUAUGUUAUUUCCCUGAAGGUGGAGCCACCACCAACCUUGUCUCAUAAUCUGUCAGGAUCUCCUCUUAUUACCAUUCAGCUCACCCAUAAAUUGACUCCUCAGCAGUACAGCCAAGCAGUGAAUGAAAGCAACAAAGUUAACCUGUAUUGUGCAUUUCUUGACUAUAGCAAUGGAAGUGCCAUGUGGUCUAAUGAAGGCUGCGUGCGUGAUAGCGGGGACCUCAACUAUUCCAUCUGCCUGUGUAACCACCUCACCAACUUUGCCAUUCUGAUGCAAGUUGUACCCCUGAAGCUGACUCCUCAACACCAGAUGGUGCUGUCAUCCAUCACUUACAUCGGCUGCUCCCUGUCCAUCUUCUGUUUGACUAUCACUCUGGUCACGUUUGCUAUUCUGUCCUCUGUCAGCACCAUGCGUAAUCAGCGCUACCACAUCCACGCCAACCUGUCCUUUGCCAUCCUGGUGGCUCAGAUCCUGCUUCUCAUCAGCUUUCAAUUCAGCCCAGGAAUGGUGCCUUGCAAAAUCUUGGCCAUUCUCCUUCAUUUCUUCUUCCUGAGUGCUUUUGCUUGGAUGCUGGUGGAAGGAUUUCAUCUCUACAGCAUGGUGAUCAAAGUGUUUGGGUCAGAAGAGAGCAAGCAUUUAUACUACUAUGGGAUUGGAUGGGGGUGCCCACUGGUGAUCUGCAUCAUCUCUACAGCUUCAGCCAUGAACUGUUAUGGAGAACAUGACAAUUGCUGGCUUUCACUGAAGAACGGCGCAAUCUGGGCUUUUGUAGCCCCAGCAUUGUUUGUAAUUGUGGUCAAUAUUGGCAUUCUCAUUGCCGUCACCAGAGUCAUCUCGAGAAUCAGCGCAGACAACUAUAAGGUGCACGGAGAUGCCAAUGCAGUCAAGUUGACAGCUAAGGCAGUUGCUGUAUUGUUACCUAUCUUGGGAAGUUCAUGGAUCUUUGGAGUUCUAGCUGUGAAUGACCAUGCAGUAGUAUUUCAGUACAUGUUUGCAAUAUUCAAUUCCUUGCAAGGAUUUUUCAUCUUCCUGUUUCACUGUCUUCUGAAUUCAGAGGUUAGAGCCGCCUUUAAGCACAAAACCAAGGUGUGGUCCCUCACCAGCAGUUCAAUUCGCAACAUCAAUGUGAAACCCUUCAACUCCGAUAUCAUGACUGGGAAUAGGCCAGGUACAACUCCUACAAAGAUGAACACCUGGGACAAGAGUACCAAUUCAGCCAAUCAGAUUGAUUUAUCAGCAGUCUGAUAUUAGACCCAGAUUCUCUCUGAAAAAUCAAGCCAUCCCUUCAGGACCUCCAAUACAGUGCCCCCCCAGGAUUUUCUCACCGUUAAUGCCAGUAGGAACUGCUCUUCUAAUCACUGCCUAAUAAAUUGGAAAUUGCCAUAUUGCUUUGCCGAGUAUGUACAAGUCUGUCUUCAUCUGCCUCCCUUCCAGGAUGUAAUGCAAUCAACCAUUAGCAAUAGCUAAUUAGCAAUAGCUGCAGAGUAACUAGCUCUACUGUACACUGGAUGGUUUUGUCAGUGACGAUGACAACACUAGGGAUGGGAAGGUUAUUGCGAUCUAAAUCUAAAGGUCACGUAUUUCAGGAAAGAUGCAUUUUUAUGCUCUGAAAAUGAAAUGCUUCCAAUUGUGAUGUUGUAACAGGACUAUUCUUGUUUAGCUGUGUACUCUCUGUUUACAUGUAAUAUCUUAAGUAAUCCAGUUAUCCCAGAAAAACUUAUUAACACCACAUACUGCCAACAGGCAUUUUAUUGGAACAUUGUAAAGAAGCCAGACCUUGAGGGAAAAAAAGAAAAAUUCCAGCCAUUCAGCCCACUCUGUAGACUUGGGACAAGUGAAGUAGAUAUACACUAGGUCUAUAUACACACAAACCAUGUGUGCACACACACAGACUGCUAACUUUUUAGAUAUUCCUUUUUCCAGAUCUGCAAUAGAUAUAAACUGCCCUGCCCUGCUCCAAUCCGCAAUGUUAGUUUCAUUUAAAGGGUGAUUUCUGUCUGAUGACAAACCAUAAUAGAAGCUAGUUGUCUCAGUCUUUCAGACAGAUCAACAAUGGUCCAUCACAUGCAUUUCACAAAUGGAAUUGAUCUGUAGCUUCUGGAAAUCAAAACCCACACUGUGACUUAUCUUUUUCCUUUUAGUGGUCAGAAUGAGACACUGAAUUCCAACAAAAUACUGUGAAGGUAGCAAGACUGAAGAUCAGUCUGUGUAUUGGUAUCUACAGACAGCUUUUAAACAGACCUCAAGACAGUCUUUUGUGGUUUAGACUCUACUCAGCAUUCAGCAGCUUUUGCUUCUAAUACAAUUAUGUAGUAUCUUCAUGGGGGGAAAAAAAAGACGCAUUUUUCAUGGGAGCAAUGUCUUCCUGGUUCUUGUAGACUGUCAGUGGGUAAUUCACCGAAGGUAGUUUGGACACACUGAGGCAGACCCUCAGCCACACUAUUAUUGUGCCCACCCAGCGGAGUUGGUGGGGAGGACAAGGUGGCUUUUGCCAUGAAUAUGCCCCUAUUAUCUUGAGGCUGACCAGGGGCUAAUUUGGCCUCAAAAACAUGCAUCUUGCUCUAUUUGCUCAGCAACAAUGGUUCCAAAGAGAACACUCCACCAACUCAGUCUGUUCAGACCAAAACGCCAUUGCAGCCACAUCUUUUCUCUUUGCCAUAUCUCUAACGCCCCCUACCCAUGCUGUCCCAUCUCACCCGGGGAUUCCCCUUCAGUAGGCAAAUCCCUAGGUAGUUUGUGCUUACUUUCCCAAUGCUUUGUGUCACCAGCUGUAAGGGGGCCGAGGAUUUGACCCAGUAUUUUCCAAGUAUCUUUCUCCACUUAAUUUAAUGUUUAUACUUUCCACAGUUAAGGCCAAGGCUGAUCCACUGAAGUCAGUGACAAUCUCCCAUUGAAGUUCGUAGAAGUUUUAUCAUUGGUUUUAGGGGACCAGGAUUUGUUCCCUAACUAACUAAAAAGUGAACCAAAUUCUGCAGUUAUUGCAUUAACUUAAAUAAAUUUACUCCAGAUUUACAUAGGCAAAACAAAGCAGAAUUUGGCCCACUGUGUCUAUCAUAAAUACUUGUAAAUACAGCCAUUUAUUAAUUCUAAACCUGUGAGCAGAAUAAUUCUAUUUUGUUGACAGCUAAAUGUAAAAGCAGGGAAAGAAGAAAGCUAAAUAUUUAAGUGUCUCUCUCUCUCUCUAUUGGCUUUUGUGCAUAGGCUUGCUCUUAGCUCUUUGAGCAUUGGAAUAAUUAUCACAAAUGUAUAAAUAUAGCAGACCCUUGUGGAAAGAGAAUGUCUGUCCCAAAAGAUACAAUAGGAAGAGCGACUGGAAUAUAUGGAAGCAGGUUAUUGUAACAGAACUGUACUGUGAUAACAGGGUUCAGAGUGUCUGUGUUGUGUGCUGAUAAAAUAUUUAAACAUAUUUUUGAUAAUGGAGGACAUUUAAAAAAAAAACCUGUGACCAUGGAUAUACAUUUUAACCCUAUUACGCGAUUUCUGUUCUAAUCAUUAUGUUGUAGUAAAAGUGAUGUUGUGAAUGAGUCAUAGAAAAUACAG